Messenger RNA from Uloborus diversus, 2664 nucleotides. RefSeq names its product protein P200-like. The transcript has a single exon. The record is from RefSeq and is a predicted model, not a curated record. Lineage: Eukaryota; Metazoa; Arthropoda; Arachnida; Araneae; Uloboridae. The coding region runs from base 1 to 2664 and encodes 887 amino acids.
AUGCCACAAGAAAGUGAUUCCAAUUCAAGUGAUGAGAAUAGAAAUAUUCCUGGUACAGUGAGGAAGAGUACAGGAACUUGUACCAAGCGGGAGCCUCUCAGUUCUUCGGAAGAACCUCAAGCAAGGUGUGAAGCCAAUUCUGCGGAAAGUUCACGUUAUCCUUUAUGUGAAGAGAGUCGAGACAUUCGUGAACAUGUCGAUUCAAAUUCAGAGAGCCAAAGGAUUCAUGGUUCAAGUGGCAACAUUUAUGUUUCAAAGAAAGAUAACAUUGAAAUUAAUUCGGAAGAUAUGAAAAGUGAAAUUGCUCAUGGAGCUAAGAACGUUUACCCCUCAAAAGGAACUUCGGAGUACGAAAGUAAACAUGAACACGGAGCAAGGAGGAAAGCUCCUCUUUUCAAAGAAGUGACUACGAAAACACGAGCUGAAAGGCAACCAAUCGCAGAGCUUGUUGUCCCAGUGGAUAGGUCUUCAAACAAUACUACUUCAGAAACAGACGACUUAAAAUCCCUAGAAAAAGUUUUUGGAGUUUCACCACCAAGAAAAAUAUCACCCGAACCAUUAAGGAAGCGAAAAGUUGGAUCAGUGGAAAUGAAGAUACAUAAGACAGAAGCGGAAGAGACUUUUAAAGAAAAUUAUGGAGACAGCUCAGAGUUGGAAAAACAACCCAAACAGACUAGUAGUUAUAAAUCGAGAAAACAGGUGGAUUUUGUCCUGGGGGAAAGAUACAAUCAAGAAGAAUUUAAAACAGAUAAGCAUAGAGCUUCGGAUGCUGGAGAAGGACCGAGUUUUGACCGUCAAGAGAUGCAACAAGAAAUAAAUUCUGCUGUAGAGGAACUUGUGGCGAUUCUAAAUGCCAUCAUUAAGACAUCACCGGAAUCGAAUCUUGAUGUGACUCCGGAUGACCAAGAAAUUGGCACCGAAAUAGGAGUCGAUAGAAACGAUUCUGGUGAAUCGCAAAGACACAGAUCUACAGAUGAAUACCGAUUAAAAGAACCUAGUACGGAGGCAAUAAACUUUAUUUUAGGCGGUUGCUUAGAAGAUUCACCAAAUGAUAGUGCCCACUCCGUUCCAGAAAGUAGUGGUAAUUUAGAAACUCUAGAAGCAAUUAAGGAAAUCAUCGCGAGUUGCUUCUCAGAACCUCUUUUAGAGUCUGUUGAUGCAUGUGAAGAGAGAACUUUAGAAGAAGUUGAGGUAAGUUCACAUGGUGUCUCAAGAAGAAAAUUAAUUUUGAAUUCAGAUAUUACCGAGAUGGAUCAACCACAGAAUCAAAACUUUCCUGAAGAAAUUUCAGAAAAGAGCUUCAACUCAAAUGAAAAUCUUGAACUAAGAGAUGAUAUUGAAGAACAAAAUUUGUACAGAACUCAAAGCUCAAUUUUAGAAGAUUCGCAGAGAAACGAAGCAUGUUUCAAAAAUAACGGUGAUUCUAAAUCAAAGGAAAGUUUCAUGCAUGGUGAUGAACAUCAAUGUGUAGAAGUGUGUAUGGGAGAGCAACUUUUAAAUAACCCAGCCGCGUCUUUUGGAGAACCACAGCCUGUGGGAGAAACCGUCUUUGAAAGUGUAUCCCGUAGCGAAGUGCCACAGCAAAUGAAAGAACGCAUCUUACAUCAUGGUGAACCUGAAACUGUUGAAAAAAGUGUCUUGGAUUACGAAGAGCCAGUGGUGGAAAAUGUGUUGCAUAGGAGUGCCAUAACAGAAAAUGUCUUGUAUAGCAAGGAGCCUCAAGCCAUGGAAGAAAUAAUGCAAUGCGAAAUGCCUCAACCAGUGGAAAAAAGGAUCAUGCAUCACGGGGAGCCACAUUCUGCGAAAGAAAUCGCCUUCCAUUGUGUUGAACCUCAACCCGAGGAAGAAAGUUCCUUGCAUCAUGGUGAGCACCACCCCCUUGAAGAAAGCAUCCCGAAUAGCGGUGAAACUGAUCCCGUGGAAGAACGUGUCUUGCAUAGCGGCGAACCGCAACCCGUGGAAGAAAGCGCCUUACAAAGUGAUAAAAAGCAACAGGUGGAAGGAAGUGUCUUACAAAGUGAUCAAAAGCAACAUUUGGAAGAAAAUGUUUUGCAUAGUGAUAAAAAGCAACCCGUGAAAGAAAGUGUCUUAUAUCACUGUGAACCUCUACCCGUUGAAGAAAGUUUCUUACAUAGUGAUGAAAAGCAACCCGUGGAAGAAAGUGUCUUUCAUAGCGGUAAUCCUCGACCCGUGGAAGAAAGUACCCUGCAUAGCAAAGAACCUCAGCCCGUGGAAGAAAGUAUUCUGCAUAGCGAUGAACUUCGACCAGUGAAAGAAAGUGUCUUGCAUCGCGAUGAACCUCAACCCGUGGAAGAAAGUGUCUUGCAUCGCGAUGAACCUCAACCCGUGGAAGAAAGUGUCUUGCAUCGCGAUGAACCUCAACCCGUGGAAGAAAGUGUCUUGCAUCGCGAUGAACCUCAACCCGUGGAAGAAAGUGUCUUGCAUCGCGAUGAACCUCAACCCGUGGAAGAAAGUGUCUUGCAUCGCGAUGAACCUCAACCCGUGGAAGAAAGUGUCUUGCAUCGCGAUGAACCUCAACCCAUGGAAGAAAGUGUCUUGCAUCGCGAUGAACCUCAACCCGUGGAAGAAAGUGUCUUGCAUAGCGAUGAACCUCAACCCGUGGAAGAAAGUGUCUCGUUACGGGAAGCAUACAGAUAUUACUGA